UGCUGACUCGAGUGAAACCGAAGAUGAAAGAGUAGAGAAAUGGCUCAGCAUUCUCAAUCACAUUGUCAACAUUCAUCAACAUGCUGAGCACAGCAUCUUUGUUGAAUGUCUUCAUGGACCAGUUGAAAGAGAUUGGCUUAAAAAAGGCUCAGCAGCUUACAAAAAGUUAGAAGAAAUGGUAACUAGGCCUCGACUUAUUGCUGCAAUCCGCAAGUUAUCUAAGUAUCACCAAACAUCAGGCUUGGAGGCCAAACAUGCUUUAGAUAACUUGUUUGCUUCAAAGAAUACCUAUCACUCUUAUCAUUCCCUGAGUGCAAGAUUGUACUGCUCAAACUUGCACUACAAUGAGAACAGCAAUAGGAAGCAAGCAACAACUGCUGAUGGAAAGUUAAGAUGGGCAAUUUCUUAUCCAAAAGCCUUCAAAGGGGAGAAAGCAGUUCCAAAACCUUUAAAGGAAAAGCCAACCUAUAAAUAUAUACACUUGAUAUUAAACAAAGUCAUUGAGAUGAGAAGCCAGUAUCCUUCACUGAAGAAAGCUAGAGUUUAUGCAAAUGAUAUGCUACCUGCUGAACCACAAUCUCUAGUUGAAAAGUAUUUGGCAGAAAGGGAGAGACCAUCAAAGGAGCAUGUUGUGGCCAGCAGAAAAUCAAGGUUUAGCACACCAGCUUUACCUAUAAGUGAAGAAAGAAGAAAUAAUAAGCCUUGUGCUUGUAAAGGAAAAUGUGCUACUAGAAAGUGUGAUUGCCGGGCAUUGGAAGUGAUCUGUGACAGCAAAUGUAAAUGUAAAGUAGCAAAAUGUAUAAAUCGAGAAUGAAACAAAUUUUAGACCAUGUAAAGUCUGUUCUACACACCAGGUCUGCUUUGGGUGCCACAGCUAUAUGUUUUACUGCUAUAUUUGCAAAUAAAGCAAUUCCAAAUGAAAUCAAAGUGUUUGUUCACAUUAUGGAGUUUACAUGCUCUAUAAAUUUAUGUGAAUAUAAAUACAUGCACAGAAUGCACAUAGGCAGAGAGGAUUAUUUCACAGGGGUUAGUUAGUUCCAUUUAACUUGAAUAUAGCAAAUU
Dendronephthya gigantea is the source of this 1062-nucleotide messenger RNA. RefSeq lists its product as uncharacterized. The transcript is spliced from 4 exons. The record is from RefSeq and is a predicted model, not a curated record. Lineage: Eukaryota; Metazoa; Cnidaria; Anthozoa; Malacalcyonacea; Nephtheidae. Bases 176 to 814 code for a protein of 212 amino acids.